AUGAGACAAAAGGAUGACCAACCAUUCACUGGACUUUUAAAUAGAAUCAGAGCAGGAACCCAAACAGAAGCAGAUAUCCAGUGCAUUCAGUCAAGAUCAAUUUCACCGUCUGACUCUAACUAUCCACACGAUGCUCUCCAUAUCUGGGCAGAAAAUCAACCUGUUAAUCAAUACAAUGUAACCAGACUAAAUCAAAUACCAGUACAACAAUACAUUCUUACUGCAAUUGACCAAUACCCACCACAUGUCAGCAAACAAGAUAUUGACAGAGUUUUAGCAAGAAGCAGGUCUGAAACAGGUGGACUAGACUAUCAAAUCUCAAUAAAGGAAGGUUGUAGAGUAAUGUUAACAACAAACAUAGACAUUGCUGAUAGACUGAUAAAUGGUCAGAUGGAAACUGUAAUUAAGAUUGAAGUUGAUGGAAACACUAAAAAGACGAAUAUUGUGUACAUCAAGUUUGAUGAUAGUGAGGCUGGAAAGGAUGCAAUAGCAAAACAUUCAAAUAAUUUUGCUCAUAAUAACCAGGCAGUCCCUAUUGUACCAGUACUAACAAAAAUUAAAGUCAAACCAGGCAAACCUUCAUCGCCGGAGAUUCAAAGAACACAAUUUCCCUUGAAACUAGCCUAUGCAUUUACAGUACACAAGGUCCAAGGUUUAACAUUGAAAAAUGUUGUCAUUAGCUUUGAUCUUCUCAAACAAAGAUCUUUUAACUAUGGCCAAAUAUAUGUUGCACUAAGUCGUUCAACAACAUUACAAGGACUUCAUAUUCUUGGCAAUAUUGAAAUGAAACAUGUCAAGGCAAAUCCAAGGGUAGACAAGGAAUAUGAAAGGUUACGAAAGAUUUCAUCAAUUACAAGCAGUCUUCCUCUGAACAUGAGUUGGCAGUCUCAAAUACUGGUGUCACAGUUAGCCUGUUAA
Molecule: messenger RNA, 918 nt
Organism: Pocillopora verrucosa
Lineage: Eukaryota; Metazoa; Cnidaria; Anthozoa; Scleractinia; Pocilloporidae
Product: ATP-dependent DNA helicase PIF1-like
Source: RefSeq, a predicted model, not a curated record